AUGUCAAAGACCGCAACCCGCCCAGACUGGGCAGACGAUGUCUCCGACUCGGAACAGAUCAAUGACCCCACGGCGCUGCCCGCUCCUGUGACCACUGUGAACAAAGAUGGAACUCGGACCACGGUGUUCUACCGCUUCAACGACCAGGGUCAGAAAGUGAAAGUCACACGCAAAACCCGCAUCACAACCCACAAAGAAAAAGUCAACCCAGUCGUCGCUGAACGACGCACCUGGGAGAAAUUCGGCCUUGAGAAGGGCAAACCCAAGGGCCCACAGCCUGAUACUACUUCCGUCGGCGAAAACAUACUCUUCAGACCGAGUCGAGAUUGGAAGAAUGCGCAGGCCGAAGAAGCCAAGGCAGGCGGCGGCAAGGCGGAGGAGAAAUCUCUGAAGGAGCAAUUGAGAGAUAAGAAGGUCAAGUGUCGUAUCUGUCAAGGCGAACAUUUCACAGCUAGAUGUCCCUUCAAGGAUACGAUGGCGCCGGCGGACGAUGGGACAACACCCGUCGCCGACCCUAUGGCCGAAGAUGACGAAUCUGGGCAGAAGCCUCAAGGUGGGCUCGGCGCCGGCGGCAGCAGCUAUGUACCGCCACAUCUCAGAAAAGGUGCUCAAGGCGCCGGAGAGAGGAUGGGCGGCAAGUACGAAAGGGACGAUUUGGCUACACUGCGAGUCACGAACGUAUCCGAGAUGGCCGAAGAGCAAGAGCUUCGCGAUCUCUUCGAGCGGUUUGGUCGCGUCACCAGAGUCUUCCUGGCCAAAGACAGAGAUACCGGCCGAGCAAAGGGUUUUGCAUUCAUUUCCUUUGUGGACAGGUCUGAUGCCGCCAGAGCAUGUGAGAAGAUGGAUGGCUUCGGCUACAGGCACUUGAUUCUGAGAGUGGAGUUUGCGAAGAGAACGACCUAG
Messenger RNA from Fonsecaea nubica, 903 nucleotides. RefSeq names its product eukaryotic translation initiation factor 3 subunit G. Gene Ontology annotation, molecular function: translation initiation factor activity; RNA binding. Gene Ontology annotation, cellular component: cytoplasm; eukaryotic translation initiation factor 3 complex. The transcript has 3 exons. NCBI's taxonomy places the organism in Eukaryota, Fungi, Ascomycota, Eurotiomycetes, Chaetothyriales, Herpotrichiellaceae. The record is from RefSeq and is a predicted model, not a curated record. Bases 1 to 903 code for a protein of 300 amino acids.